AUGACCUAUGCAGAUAUUGAUGGUAUGGAGAACUCUAGCUGCGCCGGAGGGCCUUUCGGUGGCAUGCUGAGGUGGCUAAAGGCGGCGCCCGCUAAAUCGUGGGGUAAGGUAGGGGAAGUAGCAAGGCAGGCGAAGAAGCUCGGACAGGAUGAUCCGAGAAGGAUUGUUCAUUCGUGCAAAGUAGGAUCGGCUCUGACGUUGGUUUCUCUGUUUUAUUACUUUCGACCGGUUCAUGAAGGAUUUGGUGUCGAUGCGAUGUGGGCUGUCUUGACCGUGGCCCUCGUGUUUGAGUACUCAGUUGGAGGAACCCUCGAAAGAGGUAUAAAUAGAAUGUUGGCAACGGUAGUAGCUGGUCCUCUAGCUGUUGCAGUUCAUCACAUAUCAACACUUUGGGGAGGAGAAGUCGCGGAGCCCGUAUUGGUUGGAGUUUUUGUCUUUGUCGUAGCUGCAAUUAUGACCUUCCUGAGAUUCUUCCCGGUGUUAAAGGCAAGGCAUGACUACGGGUUGAUGAUAUUCAUACUGACCUACUGUUUGGUUUCCGUUUCCGGCUACCGCGACGCUGAGGUACUAAAGAUGGCACACACAAGGAUAUCAACGGUUGCUAUAGGAUUCUGUACUUCUGUAAUGAUUUGUAUAUGCAUUUGCCCUGUGUGGAUUGGAGUUGAUCUCCACAAUUUGGUCUCGAGUAACAUAGACAAGCUUGGAGAUUCUAUGCAAGGAUUUGGAUCUGAAUAUUUUGACAUACAAGAGAACGGGACGUUGUCAUUAAGUGAUAACAAAUAUUUGCUUAAGAAUUAUAGAAGUGUUCUUAUAUCAAAAGGUCCUGAAGACUUUAUGGCUAACUUGGCACGGUGGGAACCAGGUCAUGGCAAGUUCAAGUUCCGCCACCCAUGGAAUAAAUAUUUGAAUGUUGGAACCCUAAGUCGGCAAUGUGCCUAUAAAAUUGAGGCCCUUAACACAUACUUGAACAAUGAAAUUCAGGCCCCAGCUGCAAUUCGAAACAUAAUUCGAGAACCAAGCACAAAUAUUUGCACCGAAACUGGCAAAGCUCUGAAGGAAUUAGCUGCAGCGCUCAAGAAAAUGACUCUAUCAUCAUCAGCUGAUUACCACAUUGCACACUCAAAAGCAGCAGCUGAGAGCCUCAUGUCGUUACUCAAAAGAGGUGUAUGGAAAGAUGCUAAUGUGCUAGAAAUAGUACCUUCGGCUGCGGUGGCAUUGCUUCUCAUUGAAGUUGUAACUUGUGUUGAGAAGGUUGCUGAAGCAGUUCACGAACUAGCAUCGGCAGCAAAUUUCAAGACUGAUAAAGCACAAGCACUUCAGGAGCCAGUGAUUUCUGAUGAAUCACAUGUUGAUAUUGCAAUUAUUCAUAAUUCAAAGGAGCUACCAGAUGAAAAUGGAAGUUCAGAUGACAUUACUAGAACCAUUUAUAAUGUUUAA
Molecule: messenger RNA, 1437 nt
Organism: Fragaria vesca subsp. vesca
Lineage: Eukaryota; Viridiplantae; Streptophyta; Magnoliopsida; Rosales; Rosaceae
Product: aluminum-activated malate transporter 2-like
Exons: 6
Coding region: 1-1437 (478 amino acids)
Biological process (GO): malate transport
Cellular component (GO): plant-type vacuole membrane
Source: RefSeq, a predicted model, not a curated record